Messenger RNA from Ruditapes philippinarum (Manila clam), 3379 nucleotides. RefSeq lists its product as uncharacterized. The coding region runs from base 799 to 3132 and encodes 777 amino acids. The transcript has 2 exons. Lineage: Eukaryota; Metazoa; Mollusca; Bivalvia; Venerida; Veneridae. The record is from RefSeq and is a predicted model, not a curated record.
GAUUGGUUGUACCAGUGUAAAUUGUAUUCCCACUAGUGCAAGUAGGAAUACAAAUUUAUGCAGUCAACAAACAUAUAAAGGCAACACACACAAGAAGUCUUUCACUCAGCUUGAAGUUUAUCACACAAGUAUCUCAAUCAGUUCAAAGUGUUGAAAUGAAUAUGGAUUUCUUUAGUAGAAAAUGCCUUUACUUUCAUCAGAAAAUUUCAGGUGCUUGUUUGUGCCUAAAUCAAAUAAUGCACCCGAUGUCCUCCUCUACCAGUAAAACUGGAAAAUAUGCCAUGUGACCUUUAAAGUGUGUUUGAGCAACAAGUAAAACAAACCAAAAAAAAAAGAAAACAAUUCUUUAGUUCAGAAUAAUUAUGUUUAAGCUAGACCACCUGUCAAUCAUUUUUUCUACAUUUUCAAAAAAUAUCUUGAAGUAUUGACAUUAAUUUUGUCACAUUGAAGAUAUUUUACCAAACAAAGAGAUUAUCUAUUUUACUAAUCUGUCCAUUAAUCAUGUUAGUGUACCUGUUGUUACAGGAAAACUGUUAUCAAUAGUUUUCAACAUAUUAUUUUGUAAUUGUAGUUUUAUGGACAAAUAAAUCUUAAUUCUCUAUAAGACAGUAAUAUUACAUUUAUAAUUCUAUUUAUCACCAUGUCUUCAUUUCUGUUUGUUGUUAAGGUGAAAUGCUUGACUACAAAUUUACAUAAAAGGCCAGUGUGUUGUUACACAGUACCAUUCUGUUAACAACAAAAACGCUGGAAAUUUAUUUUGCUGUUCUUUCUUCAUUUUUCAAGAGGUAAAUAGGAGAUAUGGCUGCAAAGGCGAAUGAAGAUGUUAAAAACAUUGGAAGCAAACUAACAGCUCAAAUGCCAACAGUAUCCAAACCAUUGAUCGGCAUACAUAAACCCAGCCCAAGCAAGACAAGUGGCAUACAUAAACCCAGCCCAAGCAAGACCAGUGGCAUACAUAAACCCAGCCCAAGCAAGACCAGUGGCAUACAUAAACCCAGCCCAAGCAAGACCAGUGGCAUACAUGAAUCCAGCCCAAGCAAGACCAGUGGCAGACAUGAACCCAGCCCAAGCAGGCUGAGUGGUGUACUGCCGUUAAUAGGAGUGCAUCCGGUGCCCAGUAAAAUAGAUGAAGAUGCAGCCAAGAUAUACAAACCUCAGCGUGAACAGUGUAGUUACAAAAAUGAAGAUGUAGCCAAAAUACAUCAACCUGAUAUAGAAAAACCUAGUGGUAAAAGAAGCUUGGAGAGUGACAUAAACAUACUUUUAAAACACAAAUGCAAACACAAGAGGACUUACUUAGAAAAACCCAGUCAUAAAAGAAACUUGAAGAGUGAGUUUCUGAAGUCAGGUUUCAAAGAUGAAGAUCCAGCCUACAUAGACCUCACUUGUGAUGACGUCAUAGACCUCACUUGUGAUGACGAUGUAGUAUUAGAUCCCUUUCUUUGUGCAAGAAGUCUGGAAGACAUUAGAACAUUAAUUGAAUCGGGGAAGCUGCCAAGCCAGAAAAUACUUGAUGAGAUGUGUCAGAUUUACAAUAGACAAUCCAAAAAGGUAAUUAUCACAUGCCAGGCAAUUUGUGAACAUAUAAAAUCAAAACAUGAUGCUAUUGAACAUGUUUGGGCUGCUUAUACAAUUCAAAACCUGCAUAGAAUAACUUUUGUAGUAAUUGUGAAAAUAAAAUCAGAAGGUGACACUAGAACAAAGUCUCUAUGUUUAGAUAAAUUGAUUACAUACUCAUUCAUCAAUCAAUACGUCGGCGAAUUUAGCUCAGAAGGCACUGAGGUACUAAGGCACCAGACAUCAGCUUCAGUGGGAUUGGAUGAAAAGUCCUAUCAAAAACUUCAAAGCUGCAUUUCAAAACACUCUGAAGUUUUGAUGAAAAAACACAAAUUCUUGUCAAUUAUAUCAGCAUGCCCAAAUAGGUCAAAAGGAUUUGGUGCUUCGUGGAAAUUGCUGCCUGAAAAAUGUAUUGUCCUUUACGUCCAGAAAAAGAAUUACAUUCCAAUUGAUGAAGAACCAUUUGAAACAAAGUAUGAUGGAAUUCCAGUUGAUGUUAGAGAAGGUGCCUUUACUCCAUUCGGACGUACUGCCAAAGAGCUGCUUGAUCCUGUUCAAAUGGGAAGUCAAAUAGGUGGAGAUAUUUAUGCAGGAACUCUUGGUUUUUUCAUAGAUCAUCCUCAAUUUGGAAUUUGUGGACUAACAUGUGCGCAUGUUCUUUUAAAACGAUGGGAGAUGACUCAACUGAAAACACUUCAUGGCGGAACUUUGAAAUGGCCAUUACAUGAGAUGAGUAAAAAUGUUUAUCAGCCCGCUGACAAGCAAUCUGUAUUAGGACACACUGUUCAAGUUAUCUACAAAGAAGGUUCAGACGAAAAUUGCGGAAUGGAAUUAGCUUUGUUCAGAAUAACAGACAGACAUCCAAAAUCACCAAGUUUUCCCUAUGAGACAGGAUCAAAUGUUGCUACAAGUAUUAAAUACGACAGUUGGCGAAUGUGUAGCACCCACAGACUGAAUAAGAAGGAUGAUGCUCAUGUCAUAAAAUUUGGAUCAAAAACAGAAUUGAGUCAUGGAAUAAUAAAAUUUGAUACUAUCUCAGUAAAGACACUGGAGGCAUGUAUAGGUCAUGAAAAUGUAUCAAUUAAACUGUUAAAGCAAAUCGAAGUAAAAGCUCAAUCAAAUGGCAUUCCUUUUGCUAAAAACGGCGAUUCAGGUGCGCCUGUGUUCGUUGUUGAGGAAAAUUCACAGAAUAAAUGUAUAGGGAUCGUAGAGGGAGGGACAUCAUAUGGGACAGUAGUCGUCACACCUAUCGUCCCUAUUUUAGCAGAACUAGAUGUACCUUGCUUAAAAAGUUUUGACACUGAAAAAGAAUUGUCAAAUAUCCAAAAUAAAAUAAAUACUUUAAAAACACAUGUACAAACAUUUGGUAGUGACGUUCGCGGCAUAAACAGUAAUAUGCAAACCAUUCACCAUGAAAUUAAGAAUAUUUUUAAUAGAAGUUUGCAGGUUAAUAAUAAUGCUUUAAAAAAAGUGAAUGGCGAUAUGCAGAUGAUAACACAUCUUCUGUUGAAUCUUUCUCAAAAAUUUAACUCAUCAUCGGCAAACUCGCAAAAUGAUCAACAUGGUGGUGAUUGAAUUAUAAGGAUAGUGAGAAAAAAAAGCUUACAAACUGAGAUCAAUCACAGAUAAACCAUUUCACAUGGCAUUAUGGGUAAAACAUUAUCACACUUGUAUGCCAAUACAUCUUACAUGCACAACAUUACAAAUAACACCAUCUUCGAACAUUUAUCCCUGUUAAGACCCUUCAGCAAAACUUCUACAAAACCCAUAAUCCUUAAACUAACGGAACUUCUAAAGUACCCAUACUCUUUAAUAUAAUAUA